UUAAAAAUAAGCAUGUUUAAGACUGGUAACUCUUCCCGAUUUCACUGGUACAAAGAUCGGGAAAGAUGUUGACAAAUAGUGUAUCACUUCAUUUAUUAAAUAAUGUACUGAUUUAACAAAGAAAUAUUUUUAUUUUUAAUAUAUUACAUUCUUAUUCAAACUUCCUUUAAACAUCAAAGAUUCGUACGGAAUUUAUAAACCUUACAGAAAGGUUAAUAUAAUUGAUACUGCUCUUUGUAUUUUACGAAACUGCAAGUGAUCAGAGACUAAAACAAUUAUCAAGGAAGUAAAUGUAAUAAAACCGCAAAUAAGUUAUGGAAAUUAGUUAGUCUAAAAGGAACAUUAACAUACAUAUGUGAAAUCUCUGUUGUUUAAGCAGCAUGGAAGGCACACAUUUAGAGGAAAAAUUAAACAUAAACACUGUCUCCCGCCUGAAAGUUCGUGCACAGGAUGAUCGAGUAGAACAGGCUGACACUGAAUUGUAUGAACAAACAGGCGUUGUUUUAACAGUUAUUGAAAAGACAAAUUCACGACGUAGAGAAAAAUGUGAGACACUUCAAACAGCACCAAAAGAAGAACAUAAGACCGACGCUUCUAAAGUAGCCAUCUACAUGACGUGGCAGAAAGUAAUGUUUAUAUUUGUAUUGGCGAGUGUGUUAAUGAGCAGUGUUUCUUUAAUUGAUCUUAUCAUUCAUUUGAGAGCCGAGGCAGUGGACGGGUCCUGGAGUGACUGGGGAUCAUGGGAGGCCUGCUCAACUACAUGUGGUGUAGGAUUGCAGACACGUCAUCGGAACUGUUCAAGUCCUGCUCCAUUAGGAGAUGGCCGUCAGUGCCUUGGCGAAGUCAACGAACACAGAUUGUGCAUGCCUGGACCUUGUUCAAACGGAGGUUGGUCAGCUUGGGGAAGAUGGGGAAGUUGCAGUGCUUCUUGCGACGUUGGACUUAAAUCAAGAUUAAGAACUUGUACUCGUCCUAGACCUUCACCGUUUGGUAGUUUUUGCGAAGGGGAUAACAUGCAAACAGAGAUUUGUGGCGGAGAGCCAUGCAGUGACAGAGGUUGGUCAGCUUGGGGAAGUUGGGGAAGUUGCAGUGCUUCUUGCGAUGUUGGACUUAAAUCAAGAUUAAGAACUUGUACUCGUCCUAGACCUUCACCGUUUGGUAGUUUUUGCGAAGGGGAUAACACGCAAGCAGAGAUUUGUGGAAGAGAGCCAUGCAGUGACGGAGGUUGGUCAGCUUGGGGAAGUUGGGGAAGUUGCAGUGCUUCUUGCGACGUUGGACUUAAAUCAAGAUUAAGAACUUGUACUCGUCCUAGACCCUCACCGUCGGGUAGUUUUUGCGAAGGGGAUAACACGCAAACAGAGAAACUCGCGUUGCAUUUAACGUAUAUGAGUCCUCUGUCACGGGAUAUAACGAAAGCCACACUGUAAUAUUUACUAGGAUAUUACUUAAUGAAGGGCAAGCUUACAAUUAAAGUAAUGGAAUCUUUACCGCUCCAUUCAAUGGACUUUACCAGUUCAACGGGCAAGUUUGUACAGCAGUAGGAAAGGAUGUAGAUUACGCCAUUAAAAUCGAAGGAGAGUCUAUUGCAAGCGGAGAAUAUAGAACACCAUCAAAUAAAACUGAUGGAAAAUGUACAUCGUUCAGCACAGUUGCGUCCGUUCAAGAAGGUGAGAAAGUUUGGAUUGAAAGUAGUUAUUUGUUCCAAAACGACAAAGAUUGGAACUCCUUUUCUGGGAUCCUCAUUCACAAAACGUAGAGGAAUUUAUGAUUAACGGAAAACCAGAACGGAACCAAUUACACGAAAAGAUAAAAUUACUUAAUUUUCACACAUAUUUCGAUUUACCGUUUUCAUAAAAUAAAUUUAUAAAUCAGUAGAUAAGGUGUUAAUUCAUGAACACAUUCAGUGUGGAUAAACCAUAAGUAAGCUUAGAACGUACAAGCUUUUUAAGAAUUCGUAAGGAAAAUUAUUGUGAAAUUAAUGCGCCAUUUGCCUACAGAUCAUAUUUAGCUAAAUUCAGGCGGAGCGGUACCCCACUGAGGAUAUAAACAGGGCAUUGCACUUACACACCAGAACAUAAGCGGGAAAUUGAAAAGCAAGUAUUGCUUGACUGGCCUGUGCACAUGUUGGAAAGACAGCAGCUACUUGCAAACUAAGUGAAUGAAUUAUAUCCAGGAGAUUUUAGUAGCUUAAGUGAAUCUUAAAACCUUAAAUACUUAAAUAAGAACUGACAAGGAUAUUAGAAAUAACAAAGGUUAGAAAUAAUUUGUUGUAUUUAAGAAAUAUGUAAAAUGAGUCAUAUCUGAGACCUAACUUACUGUAUCUUAACAAGUUUCAAAACCUUUUUGAGAUCCAUUAACAAAGCUCCAAGUGAUAAUAUUUUAUAAAGGCAAUUAUUAUUACUCCUCUAAGAAAAUUUGUCUACAGGAUAUUUGGAAAAAUGUAUUAAUCUGUUCAAUUCUAAUCUGAUCAAAAGAUGAUACGUAUUUUACAAUAUUUUUACUAGAGUACUUUUUGUGCACCUGUCAAUCAUCUCAGUUUCUUAGAUAAAUCAGUUUUAGCAAUUUUUAAAACAGUACCAUAUGUUGUAGUUGUCAUGAGUAACAGUGUUUCCCAAACUUUUCAAUUCGUAUCUGAAUAAGUACAGCUGUGCAAAUUGUAUUUAGAUUGCUGUAGACUGGGAGCAAUAUCUUUUCCAUGAUUUAUUUUAAUUAGGUCGAUAAUUGUAAUUUAUUAUACACAUUUAAUGAAUUGAAUGUUUAUAACUAUAAAUCAGUAUAUGGAUGUACAAUCUAAUUUGUUGUAUACUUUAUCAUAAAAUACAGCAGUGUUGCAGUCAACCAAUCAUUUAAUUUGCACGUGGUGUUACCUUAGAAAGUACCUUAGUCAUAUGGCUGUGUAGCUAUGUUAUGCUAAUACAAUGUAUAGCCUCUUUAACUCUAUAUUAGUGUGGCAGUAUGCAUAGACAUGUUAAAUAUUUAUUUUAAAUGUACAUACCUGUGAUGUACACUGAUUUUCUUGCUUGUCUGUUUGUUUAUCUAUGUUGGGGGGGGGGGGGGGGGGGUGCGUGCGUAUGCGUGUGCGUUUUUGUGUGUGUGUCUGUGAGUUUUUGCGUUAUUGUGAUUUACGGUGUAGGGAGUCUGCAUUUUAGGAACGUGGCUUUCCCUUUUCAAUAUUUAUAAUUGUUUUUCCCCUUCCGCAAACAACCCCACCCUUUUGUAUACCCAUUACCCUUUUUUUGUAUUUUGCAUACAAUUGAAAUGCAAUUGUUGGAUUUUGAAGCAACCCGUCUACUAUAUUUUUCCUUUACAGUUUCUUUUUUGUUGCGGGCCUACUUUGCGAUACAUGGCUCUAUAACUGUUUAGGUGCUCUGUUCCUGUUAUAUAUGUCUGCAUCUACUUAUUUACAUUUAAUUUGUAUCAAAAUAAUUUUUGAUGAUUGCUAUAAUUAACGGGCAUCGCAUAAAGAUUAAAAAGCUUUAUAUACAUGUAAAAUACAUAUUGGGAACGCACACUCUUAGUUUAGUUUUAGCACACCUUUAUGCCUGAAGAAAAUAUAUAUUAUCUGUAAAUAUUUUGGGAUACCGAUCCGCAUAUUGUUCAUUUAAUGUAUCUCUUUGUAAAUAUAUAUCAUCAAUAACAGAGUCAACUGAUUAAAUUUACACUCUAGCAUUUAUCGCAAGUGUAAAAAUGCUAAAUGGUGUCAAAGAAAAAAAAACAUGGUUUUGGUUAUUGCUUGUUUCAGCAAUUCUUUUGAUUAAAAAAUUAUGACUAUUUCAUACAAAACAAAUUGACGUAAAUGCAAAUGGUAAGUCAGGGUUCAUUAUCAAACUGAGAAAAUAUAUUUAGCUGUUCUCGCUCCGUCUUUUGAUAAUCACCAGUCGCAUAUUCAUACUUAUUUUCACAUUUCCAUUUUCCAAGCUUAAAUCUGACUCGCGAAAUUUCAAAUAUAAAGCCGUUGAAAAUAAAGCAAAAUUAAAGUAUUUUAUAAACAAAGAUAUUCAUAUUUUUUUAAAUCUUACAAUUGGACUAAUUAAACACCUAAAUUUUCAAAAUAGCGACCAGUUGUUGUAAACAUUUUUAUUUGUACGAUCAACUGUGAACUUGAAUUUUUUAUUAUAUGAGCUUACUUUCAUUAAAAACUCGCCUUUUGGAGAUCCCUGGCAAGCUAUUGAAUGACAUAAAAAAGAAGAGAGCAUCUGUCUAUUUUCAGAAGCUGGUGUGGGUAAUAUAACAACCUUAAUCAUAUGUCUUACUAAGUUUUUUGGCUUUUCCUGUUGGCCAUGCGCUGUUUACCAGUUUCAAGACGCUCCAAAAUUUAAUGGUGAUUAUACAUGAUCGGCAUAGAAAAUUGAGAAAUAUAAGUAACUCGUUACACAUUGACAGUGACAUAUAUUAGGCCAAGACAAUGUGUUUAAUCUCUCCACAAGUUAUUGAAUCAAUGUAGCAGUAUGCCAAUCACUUGAUAUAUUUAGUAAAGUUUAGAUCUCAUUUUGUUUGUACGGUGCAAGACAGUUAUUCAUAUAUGAUUUAAAACUAUAUUGAAAAGAGAUUGACUAAAUAACUUUGCAUAUGAAGUUGUAAAAACACAUUAAUUAAGGAAGGGCAUAAACCUUCCGUCUAUCAUCUUGUAGUAAAGUUUAUUUUACCGGUAUUAUCAGAUUGAUUUACAUGAAGUUUAUGUGCGGAAAAGUGGGUCACUAGGUAGUGGUGAGUCUUUAAAUGGAGAGGAAUUUUUUUUCACCAUCGUCAUCAUAAUGUAUGUUUAAAAAGAAAAAGAAGUAGGGAAGUCGAUCAUAUCAAUACAGUAAUCUACGACAAGUCAUUUUGGACAAUCCAUUGAGUCAUCUGCAUGGCUGUAGUCAUCCUAGAAGAAAGUAGAAUGUAGAUAUUGAGCGCAACACGGUUAGGAGAUUACAGUAUAAUCUUUUACAUGUACUUUAUUAUAGAUAGUAUUAAAUUUAAUACACUAAGUCGUAAACGCUUGUAUUUGAUUUUACCUUAAAUUUUUGUAUAAUGUUUAUAUUUUCUAAUUAGAAAUCAAUAUUUACUGUCAAUUUAUUUAUAAGUGAGAUUUUGUUCUCAUCAACUAAUAUUGCUGCUCCACUUUCAGACUGAGCUGUAACAUUGCAAUGAAAAUUGCAAUGAUAAUUCUCACAACAGUGCUGGCAAAUUGGAGUGGACCUUGACAUGGAAUUACUGGAAUGGGUCCCAGUUCUGUCUGAUCGUUUUAAAGAGAGACACUGUAAAAAUGUUAGUAUGUCAAAAGAUAUAAGAAGAACAGAAUUUGAUUUAUACUACAGAAUAGUUAUUUUAAACUUUUAAUGGAAUCAUAAAACGCGUGGUCUCGUAUUUAAGCACUUAAUGAGUAAAUGGUAUUAUUUAGAUUGCAGGUAGCUAUUCAAAUUCCUCAUGGUAAACAUAAUCUGAUAAGUGUUUAACAUAAUACAAGAGGUGCUACGUAAAGAAAGCAUAUCUUAUUCCGUGACAAAACGUUCCUGCAAGAAUAGCUGACAAUUUAGUAUUGUAGUGUUUAUUUAGUUUGUUUCUUCUUUUGAACAUCGACUGUUUCCCUAGGAAAACAAACUCAUUUUAUCUGAAAAAAAGCUUUCUUUCCUAGAUUUUAGUGACACUUGCCUCUUAGAACUAAAAAUGUAAGUAUGUAUAUUGUCCGUGAGAAUUUAUAAAUUGUGUAUAUAAUUAGAAGUGUUGUUAGUACUUUCUUCAGACAGUUCUUCUAAAUAGUUUCAUGUCAGUGAUAUUUGUACCGCAUAAAAUACGUGGACACACUACAUUGUACAACUGUGUCAUGAUUUGGCUGCGUGUAUGGAGUUUACUCAUAUAUGUAAAACUUUGUAAAAUCAUUAAUUAAUUACUCAAGCACUUUGUCUAUAGUUAACAAAUUUAUUUAUUUCUGUCCAAUAACCGACAUAGAUAAAUUCUUCUUUCUCAAAUAAAAGAAAUCUCCAGAAUUUCUUUAACAAUUCUUUUCAAAGUUAAUUGUCGAUAUUUUUAACAUUAAAUUUCGCACUAAAAAUGAUUGUCAAAUUAAAAUGUUCUUCUAUAUAGUCACUUCCCAAAGAAUUAGUUGAGUGUCAAAGCUUAAACUUGUUCCGUUCCUAUCUAUAUGCUAACUAGGAACUUAAGGAAAGACUUCCGUCCAUUUCUUAUUAUCAUCUCUCAAGAUCCUAAAGACAAGAUUGACAGGUACUUAGAUAGCCUGUAAUGUUCAAUGAUAACCCUUUAACAUGUCAGAUGACUCUUUACAGAUCUCUCUUUGUUGGAAACUUAAAGAGUUCAUUGACGUGGCCGUUAAAUUUUAUACACUUUAAAAUUCAGUUAUGAAACAAUAAGGCAAUUAACUUAGUUACAGAAUGUCAUAUGAUGGCCCUUAAAACACAGUUAUUUCCUCAAGAUAAGUGGUUGAAGAUUUUUGAACUGAUCAAUUA
Mercenaria mercenaria is the source of this 6446-nucleotide messenger RNA. RefSeq names its product mucin-like protein. The transcript is spliced from 6 exons. Bases 381 to 1427 code for a protein of 348 amino acids. Lineage: Eukaryota; Metazoa; Mollusca; Bivalvia; Venerida; Veneridae. The record is from RefSeq and is a predicted model, not a curated record.